This is a messenger RNA of Saxophila tyrrhenica, 843 nucleotides long. RefSeq lists its product as uncharacterized. NCBI's taxonomy places the organism in Eukaryota, Fungi, Ascomycota, Dothideomycetes, Mycosphaerellales, Extremaceae. Gene Ontology annotation, molecular function: FMN binding. The transcript has 2 exons. The coding region runs from base 1 to 843 and encodes 280 amino acids. The record is from RefSeq and is a predicted model, not a curated record.
AUGGCCUCAACAUCAAGCACGAAGGCGCCUCAGCCAGCACCAUGGAAAGCCACCUUCCUUGAGCACCUCAAUCAAAUGGACAAGCCAGAAUUCGUCUUCAGCUCGCUCCACCCAGCGCCUGAAGGCAGCCCUACACCCUACGUCCCAAGAGCAAGAUACUGCAUAUACCGCGGCUGCUGGGCGGAGCUGCCGGAGAACAAGCACAACCAAGCGGAGCAGAACGAGCGUGUAUACGGCAGCGAUUUACCCACUUUCACCACCGACGUGCGGAUGCAGAAGCAGUAUGAGCUCUUCGCCAGCUCGAGCGGGCAUGCGGAUAGAUCGGAGUUGGUGCAAGGGUCUGGAGGCGGUGGGCCUUGCGAGGCGGUGUUCUGGGCGAAGGAGGUGAUGGUGCAGUGGAGGAUGAAGGGGGAUGCUUUCAUUAUUGGUCCGGAUAUUGAGGGUGAGGGUGAGCAGAGUAAAGAGAGCAGUGGGGUGAGGACGGUGAAGAGUGAGGUUGGAGGGCGGAUGCGGGUAUUGAAGGAGGAGGAUCAGGAUAAGUGGUCUUGGAAUAGGGAGCUUACUGCACAUUUUGGGAAUUUGGCGCCGGGCAUGAGAGGCUCGUUCGCAGCUCCGCCGCCAGGACAGCCAGUGGACCAGCCAUACGACGAUAAGAACCUCGCUCCGGGUAUGAAGAUUGAGGACAACCACCACCCCGUUGCGAGGAAGAAUUUCCGAGUUGUCGUGAUCCGACCAGAUGAGGUGGAAAGUGUUGAUCUCUCGGAUCCGGCAAAGUCUCGACGACAGGUGUACAAGUAUGAUGCCUCGAGCGGCGAAUGGACCCAUCAAGAGUGCUGGCCUUGA